AUGGCGGCUACUCGUAACAAACCAAGCGUGUUUACGGCCUUAAAUCAAUUGCACGUGACAAAUUAUUUGGACUCAGAUGAUGGAAGUGCUGAGGAAAGACAACAGGAACGAAAAGAAAAGCAAAAGCAGAAGAAAAAGACGCGAUCAAAGAAGAAAAAUAGUGAAUCUGUACAGCUCAAGACUUUGGCAUUUGUAUCAGUCUCAAAGCCCAAGAAAAGCAAGAGCAAAAAGAGCAAAAUACUGCCUCAAUCGCCCACUGGAUUGCCAGAUACAGAGCUAUCGUUGAGUAUCAAGGAUGAUGAUAAUAAGGACAAGAAGAAGGUGGAGGAACUGAAACCUUUACUGGAGAAAAAUAUACUGAACGAGACAUUGCAAAAGACUUGUGACGUUCGUAAUGACAUUGACAAGAAGUCACAGUCUGUGCCUCAGCAGCAGAAAAUGAAUCCAGUAUCCAAAAAGCAGCAAAAAAAGAAGGCAGCAUCUCCCCCACAACAGCAACCGCAGCCUCCACAGCAAGUAACGAUACCACCUUCCAAUGGUACCUCUCCACCAGUUAGUACCCCUCUGUCUCAAUCAGAGACGGAGCUAGGUGCCAUAUACACACCAGCGCACAUCACGAUCACACGCGAAGAUGGCCAAGUGAAGCGUACCGUCGCCGUGACGGAGGUGAUGGAUCAGCUGCUUCGCUGUACGCAGCAAAACUCACAGCUUUUAAUGAUGCAAGAACAACUGGGGCAUGCAAAUCGCAGUCUCCAGGAUCAAUUACAGCGCAGUUCUGAAAUCAUCAAUGGAUUGCAGAAUGAAGUGACAAUGUUUCGGCAGAUGUGUUUGAACCUCCAGGCCGAGGUAUCGUUGCUACGCUCUCAUGCUGUCUCAGAUGUUGGAAACAAUCAUCAAUCGUUGCAACAUCGUCCACCACCUGGUAUGUCUUAA
Peronospora belbahrii is the source of this 933-nucleotide messenger RNA. Lineage: Eukaryota; Oomycota; Peronosporomycetes; Peronosporales; Peronosporaceae. The record is from the annotation of a GenBank genome assembly.